UGCUAAGUAGCGUAAGCGUUUGUUGAGUUGCGCUUACUCGUGGUAUCAAAUUAAAAUUAGGUGUACAGUUAUUCAGAGUAACACUGAUACAUUCACGUUUUGAAGGAUUGGAAAUUCGGAGUGACCCAUGGCUGGAGUGAUCCGGAGACUUGAUGAAACAGUGGUAAACCGUAUUGCAGCUGGGGAAGUAAUUCAAAGGCCCUGUAACGCGAUUAAAGAACUGAUUGAAAACUGUCUUGAUGCCAAGGCCACAAAUAUCCAGAUUACUAUCAAAGAGGGCGGCCUGAAGUUGAUACAGAUCCAAGACAAUGGCACAGGAAUCAGGAAGGAGGACUUGGACAUAGUUUGUGAGAGGUUCACAACAAGCAAGCUCCAAACCUUUGAAGACCUCAAAGCUAUGUCAACCUAUGGUUUCAGAGGAGAGGCCCUUGCCAGUAUAAGCCAUGUAGCUCAUGUUACAAUAACCACUAAAACAGCUAAUGGAAAAUGUGCUUAUAGAGCCAGCUACUCCGAUGGGAAACUGAAGGGAAUCCCCAAACCCUGUGCUGGAAACCAGGGGACACUGAUAUGUGUUGAAGACCUGUUCUAUAAUGUAUCUACUAGAAGAAAAGCACUUAAGAGCCCCAGUGAAGAGUACUCCAGGAUUGUGGAAGUUGUCAGCAGGUAUGCCAUACAUAACUCUGGAAAAAGCUUUACAGUCAAAAAGCAAGGGGACAUGAUGGCAGAUAUGAAGACUCUACCCAAUGCCUCAAUACUGGAUAAUGUCCGGGGUUUGUUUGGAGUAACUGUUUGCAGAGAGCUGAUUGAAGUGGAAUGUGAAGAUCAGAAACUUGCCUUUAGAAUGAAUGGUUAUAUUUCCAAUGCCAACUACUCUGUCAAGAAAUGUACUUUAAUCCUUUUCAUCAACCAUCGUUUGGUGGAAUCCAGUUCCCUUAGAAAAGCAGUUGAGAAUGUCUACACCUCUUAUCUUCCUAAGGGCACACAUCCCUUUCUCUAUCUCAGUCUGGAAAUUGCCCCUCACAAUAUUGAUGUGAAUGUACACCCCACCAAGCAUGAAGUACACUUCCUGCAUGAGGACUGCAUUAUUGAAAGCAUUCAGAAGCACAUUGAGAGUAAACUCCUGGGAUCCAAUUCCUCACGCAACUACUUCACACAGACCCUACUUCCUGGGCUGACAGUCUCCACCAGUGAGGUGAAACUCACAUCCAGUUCCCAAGCAGACUGCAGUGAACGAAUAUAUGCCCACCAAAUGGUACGCACUGAUAGCAAAGCACAGAAACUAGAUGCAUUUCUUCAGCCAGUGAGUAAGCUGUCUUCAGCCUCAAGUAACGACCAGUACAAGGGAGAAACAGACAAUGUGCCUUCUCCUGCCAUGGGCUGCAUGACACUGGACAGUUUAGAGACGCCCGAUGCCCUGGAUGAAUAUGAGCCCAGUGUCAAAGGGGAAUUGAAGAUGGACAAUAAGCAUGUAUCAGCAGACACACCCCCAAGGAAGUGCCAUCUUGUUGGUGAGGAUGAGCAGAAUUUGAUGGCUGCACCCACCCCAAAGAGGCGUGAUAUCAAGCUGACCAGUGUGAAGGAACUUCGUGAGGAAAUUUCAGAAAAUGCCCACAAAGGUCUUCAAGACAUGCUGCACAACCAUACUUUUGUUGGCUCUGUGAACCCUCAGUGGGCAUUAGUCCAGCACCACACCAAACUCUACCUCGUAAAUGCCACAAAACUCAGCCAGGAGCUGUUCUAUCAGAUUUUAAUCUACGAUUUUGGAAACUUUGGUGUCCUGAAAUUGUCAACACCAGCCCCACUGUAUGACUUAGCCCUGCUCAGUCUUGACUCAGAAGAGAGUGGGUGGUCUGAAGAGGAUGGACCUAAAGAAGAACUUGCCCGAUACAUAGUGAACUUCCUGAGGAAAAAAGCUGAAAUGCUGGAGGACUACUUUUCUAUGGAGAUAGAUGAGGAAGGUAACUUAAAUGGCCUGCCAUUGUUGCUCGACGGCUACACUCCAUGUAUGGAGGGUCUUCCUAUGUUCAUCUUGCGGUUAGCCACUGAGGUAAACUGGAACGAUGAGAAAGAAUGCUUCCAUGAUUUCUGCAAAGAAUGCAGUCAUUUCUACUCCAUCAGGAAACAGUUCAUUUUGCUGGCAGAUACAUCAGAGGAGCCACAGGUAUGUGGGUCAAGCAGACCAAAACUGAAAUCGGCCAAGAUGACCUGGCAGUGGAAAGUGGAACAUGUCCUCUUCAAAGCUUUGCGGACUCUCUUCAGCCCUCCAAAGCAUCUCACUGAGGAUGGCAAUGUUCUUCAGAUCGCCAACCUUCCUGAUCUUUACAAAGUGUUUGAGAGAUGCUGAACUGUUGCAUCUCACAUCAGUUUACGUGGAGUCAACCACAUGGGCUCCUCAGCUGAAUGUUUUAUUGCCCCAGCCAGCACAGUAUGAGACUGUUAGGAGUAGACACAUUGUUAUGAGGUGCUUAGAACAUUAUUCUAUAUUUCUCUAUUGUUGUUAUUACUAUGCUGGUCAUGUUAA
This is a messenger RNA of Chanos chanos (milkfish), 2521 nucleotides long. RefSeq names its product mutL homolog 1, colon cancer, nonpolyposis type 2 (E. coli) (gene mlh1). The record is from RefSeq and is a predicted model, not a curated record. Lineage: Eukaryota; Metazoa; Chordata; Actinopteri; Gonorynchiformes; Chanidae. Gene Ontology annotation, biological process: mismatch repair. Gene Ontology annotation, cellular component: MutLalpha complex. Bases 128 to 2344 code for a protein of 738 amino acids. The transcript is spliced from 19 exons. Gene Ontology annotation, molecular function: ATP binding; ATP hydrolysis activity; mismatched DNA binding.